Messenger RNA from Oikopleura dioica, 876 nucleotides. The record is from the annotation of a GenBank genome assembly. NCBI's taxonomy places the organism in Eukaryota, Metazoa, Chordata, Appendicularia, Copelata, Oikopleuridae.
AUGAGCGAUCCACAGAAAUUAAAAGAAGAAGCAGACAAAUUAGCAUCUUCCUCUGGCGGAUUUCUUUCGAAGAUCUUUGGGGGCGGAAACAAAUUGGAAGAAGCAUGCGAACUUUAUACUCAAGCCGGUUCUCGUUUCAAAAUCGCGCAAAGCUGGAGUGACGCUGGGGAAAUGUACGAGAAAGCAGCAACAAUCCAGCUCGAAAAGCUGCAAAACCGCCACGAAGCCGCGCAAAAUCUCGUCGAAGCUGGCAACUGUUGGCGAAAAGCAGAGCCCAAGCGCGCUUCUCAUUGCCUCUCCCGUGCCAUCGAAGUGUACAUUGAUCUUGGGCGGGUUAAUUUGGUGGCGAAGCAGCAUGUAACGCUCGGGGAAAUUUGGGAAGCAGAAGCAGAAAUGGCGGAAACGGCGAUUGAACAUUACACGAAAGCGGCGCAGAUUUUCAGAGGAGAGGAGCAACAAAGUCAGGCGAAUAAAUGCGACCUAAAAGCUGCUUCCAUGUACGCAUCGAACAAACAGUACGAAGAAGCCACGCAUAUCUUCGAAAAGGUCGCUAUGAGUGCAUGUGAAACGCCCCUGCUAAAAUACUCCGCAAAAGAAUAUUUCUUCAAAGCCGCCCUUUGCCGAUUUUGCCUAAACACCGACGACGCUAGAAAUGCCAUCGAAAGAUACGAGGGUGUUUUCCCAACUUUCAUCGAUACAAGAGAAGCAGCGCUCUUGAAGGAACUUCUUGAAGCAGCGGAAAAGAACAACAUUGAUGAUUAUACCGACGCUGUCAAAAAGUACGAUUCUGUAUCGAGAAUUGACACUUGGCUCACCGCGAUUCUCCUGGCUAUCAAAAAGCGUCUCCAGUCCACGGACGAAGCUGAUAUUCUCUGA